Messenger RNA from Carya illinoinensis, 456 nucleotides. RefSeq names its product protein FAR1-RELATED SEQUENCE 5-like. The coding region runs from base 1 to 456 and encodes 151 amino acids. The transcript has 2 exons. NCBI's taxonomy places the organism in Eukaryota, Viridiplantae, Streptophyta, Magnoliopsida, Fagales, Juglandaceae. The record is from RefSeq and is a predicted model, not a curated record.
AUGGCUGACUCCAUUGGGCUUGGUGUUUCUCAGGAACCACUUUAUAAUCUUAAUAGUGAUGAACUUGAGACUGAAAGUGUAGACAUUCAAUGUGAUGUGAAUGUUGAAGAUGGGGUCAAUGUUGAAGAUGGGGUCAAUGUCGAAGAUGGGGUCAAUGUGAUGCCCUCUUCGACUAGUUGUCCUUUGGAGCCAUACAUUGGUAUGUUAUUUGACGAUGUGGAAGACGCCCAAGCAUAUUAUAAGGCAUAUGCAAGGCGUAAAGGAUUUGCUAUUCGGACUAAUCAUACUCGAUUGUCGAAAGAUGAUAAAAAACUACUUACAGUAGACUAUGUAUGCACAAGGGAAGGAUUUCGGAGGAUAAAUCGGAAAGAAAAAGAACAAAUAAUGCCUGAACCUAACGAGACAAAGAUUGGAUGUAAAGCUUUGAUGGGUAUAAAAAAAGAUGGUGAACACUAG